AUGCUGAAAGAGAUUGUGACGCCGCCGCUGCUCAAGACGCGCUCGAGGGACCCGCUCGAGAGCUCGUGGCGGAAGCACAUGAGGCAUGGACAGUGGGUCCCCGACAUCUCUGUGGACACGUGCAUGCUCUGCCGCACCGAGUUUGGCUUCUGGAUACGUCGUCACCACUGCCGUCGCUGUGGGGCUGUCGUCUGUGACGGAUGUUCGAGUAGCCGCACCAAGUUCAUAUACAAGGAGAUCAGUCCGAAACAACUAGCAGAAGAAGACUGCCGCGUGUGCGACGCGUGCAUCCAAGUGAUCGACGAGAAGCUUGCGCUAAGUGUGAGUCGACGGCUGGACAAACGCGUGGGAGCUGCAGUCAAGAGUCAAGGUGCGAAUGGCGAUCAGCAGCUGAAGGAUCAGGAGAAAGCUGCCCCGCUGGAGGCAGACAAAGCAGGCAAUCGCACGGUCAUGACCGUGGGUCGAUACAGAGCGGAGAUCAAGGAGUCGGAAGGGAAUCGAUACAUCCGCGAUCCCGAUCUAUGA
This is a messenger RNA of Peronospora matthiolae, 525 nucleotides long. Lineage: Eukaryota; Oomycota; Peronosporomycetes; Peronosporales; Peronosporaceae. The record is from the annotation of a GenBank genome assembly.